Molecule: messenger RNA, 2347 nt
Organism: Ilex paraguariensis (yerba mate)
Lineage: Eukaryota; Viridiplantae; Streptophyta; Magnoliopsida; Aquifoliales; Aquifoliaceae
Source: the annotation of a GenBank genome assembly
ACAUAAUUUAAAUUUGAGAUAUCCCAGUAUUCAGAUAGGGAACUUUUGGUUCAAAUCUGUUCAAAUAGUGUUUGAAAAAUGCUACUUAGAUUGCCCAGAAAUUGUUUGCAUCAAGCCGCUACUGAUGCUCAUGCAUUUGUUCAUAAAUUUGUUGUGCUAUCAAAAUACCUUUGAUGACUGAACUCCUCGUAUUUUUGGCUUUUCUUGUCUUGAUGGAAACUUAUUUGAUAAUUUAAUUUUUACUUAUCCCCUCUCCCCUCUUCAAAAUCUUAAGCUUUUAUUUAGGCUAUUGUGAAAAGGAUGGGUUGCAUGGCAGGAAAAGUGCUAGAAUGGCAUCCAAGUGGGAGGGGUGAGGCUAAAUAUAUCACAAACGAAAGGAAAAGAAAACAAGGGAAGGGGUGCGAUUAGUGUUUUUUAGCAGGAAAUCUGUAGACAGCCAAAAAGGAAAUUCAAAGAAAAGAAAGAAGCGAUAGAGCCUGAAGCUGAUCCAGAAAGGGAUCAGAGAACUGUUUUUGCUUACCAGAUGCCCUUGAAGGCAACUGAGAGGGAUGUUUAUGAGUUCUUCUCAAAAGUAGGAAAGGUGAGGGAUGUCCGACUGAUCAUGGACAGGAAUUCCAGACGGUCAAAAGGAGUUGGGUAUAUCGAAUUUUAUGAUGCAAUGUCUGUGCCAAUGGCUAUAGCUAUAUCUGGCCAGCUACUUCUCGGACAACCUGUAAUGGUUAAACCAUCAGAGGCAGAAAAGAACCUUGUUCAGUCUAAUGCUUCUGGUGGCGGUUCAGGAGGACUUGCAGGGCCAUAUGGUGCAGUUGAUAGAAAACUUUAUGUGGGGAAUUUGCACUUCAACAUGACAGAAUUUCAGCUUAAACAGGUAAAUGUCAAGUUAUUUUGAUUUGGUUAGACUUGGACAAGUAAAAAUGGGUGCUAUUCUUUCCUGAUCUUUAUUUCCUAUAUUUUUUUGAAAUAUAUUCCUGGUUGGGCAGGAAGAAAAAUGUAAGAAGUCAAUUGCUGCCAUGUUAGAACUUUACCGAUGAUAAUUAGCAUGAGACUACCUAAACUGAUGACAAAAGAUAGAAAGGAAAAAAUAUCAUAUUCUUCUGACUAUGUAGGGUGGAGAUAUACUCGUUGCAUCAUGGGGGGACCCUUUUUAUUAGGACUAGAGCUGGUAGCACACGUGUAGCAUGUGCAAGGUAUUGUGGAGGUUAUAUAUCGUUACCAUUGUUAUCUAAAUUGUACGAUUCGAUUUGAUUUAAUACCCAUUUGAUUCGUAUCUUACUCUAGAAUUGUUUUUGGCCGAAAAUCGCACCUGAAUCGCAAGAAUCAUAUACGAUUUGAUUCGAUUCGAUUCAAAUUGAGGGAAUCAUAUGAUUCAUUUUAUUAUUAUUUUUUAACCCUAUUUCUAGUAAAACAAUGUGGUUUUGACUUUUAGAUGGUCAAAAUGAUGUCGUUUUGCUAGAAAGGUCCAACUCCAAAUAUAAAACUCGUGUCUAUCUCUAUAUCUUGUGUUUGUGUCUUUGCCUCUCAAGUAACUGAUCAAGCGUCUAUGAACAGCAUACAAAGACGACUUCUCUUUCAAUUUCAUUUUAGGUAUUCUUGUUCUUCUUAAACAACAGCUACCGACCUCUAACAUACCCCCUACUUCUUUAAUAAAUGAUCAGUUUUUUGUUGUUCAUCAAAAAUUUAUGAAAUAAUUUUCUAAGUUUAUUUGUUCGAAUUAGGAUGGAUUUUUUAUAUUUUAGUACUUCAUUCAUAGGAAGACGAUAACUAUUACUUGGUUAAAAUCAUGCAUCUUUCACUAUGACCAUUUUGGAAAAACGAUUUAUUAUGUAUUAAUAAACAAGUAACAGAGGUACAAACUCACGAGUAAUUUUAUAAAGGUUAAUAUUUUUCUAUUUAGACGACGUGAUAAUGUUAAUACUUGUCAAUUAUUUUUUUAAAAAUAUUAUAAUGUUCAAUAUUUAAUAUCUUGCCUAUUUUAAAUAUGUAUAUGUUAUUUUUUUUUAUCAUUGUUUGGAUUUUAUGUUGAAUCGUACGAUUUCCGAUUUGAUACAUUUUCCAAUUCUCAAGUCUAAGAUUUUGAUUCCCAAUACGAAUCUCUAUUUGGUAACUAUGAUCCCUACUGAAAAAUAAGAGGAGCUUUGUGUAAUUUAAGUAAGACAUUUAGAGUAUAGUUCAAGGUCACGGUAUUGGUUAUCGACUUGGCGGACACUAUGACACAUCGGUCGCGGAACGCUAUCGGCCGAUACACUUAAAAUGCUAGAUAGAAUGCCUAAAAAAUUCUGAAAAAAUAAUGAAAUUUUCUAAAACUUGUAAAUGUCAUCAUUCAUGCAUCAUAUCUUCAAAAUACAUU